Messenger RNA from Periconia digitata, 2106 nucleotides. The record is from the annotation of a GenBank genome assembly. Lineage: Eukaryota; Fungi; Ascomycota; Dothideomycetes; Pleosporales; Periconiaceae.
CCUCAGCCCCAACACCCACCGGCAGCUGCCUGGCCGUCCGUCGUGACGCUGCUGCUGACCAUUGCGCUUCUUUGGCCCCCAAAUGCCCUCGACGACUGACUGACUGUCUGUCUGUCCGACUGAUUUCUUUCCGAACCUCCAUCGCGCUGCUCCUUCUCCCUCCUCUUUUCCCCUCCGCAUCCUUGCUUUCGCCUGUGUUUUGCACCUUCAUUCAUUGUCGUUUGUUGGCCGCCUGCCUGUGUUUGCUCCCAACUCAUCCCCGCACAAACAUAUACACAUACAAACUCCCCACUUUGCUAGCCGCAUUUCAGCCUCAAUCAUACAACACUCAGCUCGCCCAAUCCCCCAAACCAACCCCGCCAUCUUUUUUUUUUGGCUUCCCAACUUACACCUGCCCUCCUCUUUUACCCGUUCAACCUAGGCCUCUAACAACCGUAGCUCCUAGUCAGCAUGGCCUCCUCUCGUCAAUGGGAUGAAUGGGACCAGGAUGAUGAGUGGUACUCCCGCGGCGUUCGCCAUGUCAGUGGAGCAGCGGCACCCCCGCUCCCUACUCGAAGAGUCCGUGACGAUUUCCUCAACCCCCACAACCACGUCCAGUACAGUCAUCACCGAUCCCGAUCCCAAGGAAACUCGCCGCAGCCAAAUGUGACUAUCUACAACACCACCCGCAUGGACAAUGAUCAGAAUCCAAACAUCCGCACGGAGCAAAAGAGUCCGAACCUGAGUCCGCGAGGCCGCACUCGCAGAGUUCCUGGAGGUUGGGAUCUGGAUGAUGAGAUCGAAGACCGCGUCCGACAUGAAGUGAGGAAGAACCGAUCGCGGUCCCGUUCCUCCCCUCAUAUGCAUCACCAUCAUGGCGAUAUACACGCCAGUGAUCUCGAACGAUACAAGCUGGAGCAAGCCAACCAGCGUUUGAGAGAGACAGAAGAGAGGAUAGAGAAUGAGAGGCGAGAGGAACUCAUCAAGCGACGGAUGGAGCUGAAAUAUCUCAAAGAUAGGCACGAACGAGACGAGGAAGAAGCUCGCAUCAAACUCGAGGAAGAUCGCAUGAAGAGGGAAUGGGAGCUGAGGUUGAGUCAUGAAGAACGCAAGCGAAUGGAUCGGGAGCGCGAGAAGUCGGCCGAGCGCGAGCGCUUGGAGAGAGAGUGGGAGCAUAAGCUGUCUCAAGAAGAGAGAAAGCGACUCCAACGCGACAGGGAGCGAUCAGCUGAGCGUAAGCGUAUCAUCGCCGAGGAGAAUGCAAAGAGAGAUCAGAAAGACCGCGAGCGAGAGAAGCUUAUGCGUGAGGCAGAAGAGGAGCGCAAGAGGAUCAUCAUCGAAAACACGGCCAAGAUGGAAAAAGCUGCACGCGAGGCCAAAGAGGCACAGCAACGAGCGGUUGACCAGUACAACAAAGAGAAAGCCGAGCAAGAGCUCAAGGCCAAAAUUGAACGCGAUCGUAUUUUGGCCGAACACGAGGCGAAGAAAAUCGCCGAUGCGGCCAAGGCAAAGGAAGAAAAAGAAAGGUUCCUGAUGCAGCUUAAGAUCGAAGAAGAGCAGCGUAAACAGAAAGAAAAGGAGGAGUACGAUCGUUUCCUGCUCAAGCAGAAGCAGAUUGCACAGGAUGAGAAGGAGAAGAAGGAAAAGAAAGAAAAGGAGCUCGAGGAAGAGAUGCGUCACCGACUAGCGCAUUUUGGUUUCCAAGAGAACCAAAUUCAAGCCAUGAUCAGACCCGAAGAAGCCAAGAAACUCCAGCAAGGCCAGUCACCUGCGAAUCCCUUGCGGCUAGGACAUCAACCGACCUAUGUCAAGGUCCACAAAGAGCAUUUGGCGGUCGAUACUUUGGUGUAUUAUGAUAUUCCCUACGAAAUUGACAGAACCAAUCCCGACUACAUAGUCAUCCUCCAGGAGAUGGAACCUAGAGACACAGAAGUGCUUUUCGAACACACCCGCCGCCUUCGUACAAGGGGCGGCGGAUCGCGUCUUCUCAUCGAGGAGCGUCACGAUCAUCACAGUAAACCUGAGUAUGCAUGGGUGAGGAGAAGAAAGUCUGUAUCGCGUUCACCCUCGCGCCGUCGAAGCUCACCACCCAAGAGGGUCGUUGGAAUCAAGGAGAUGUUUUAUUGA